CUAAUUCUCUUCUUUCUCAUCUUCAUACUCAUUCGCCUCUCUCAUUGAAUUCUCUAAACCUUCGUUCAAAAUUCAGCAUGGAUUCAUCAUUUUUUCCAACAAGUAGAUCCCCCAGAAAAGAACUUCAAGGGCCACGUCCGUCACCUUUGAAGGUUCGUAAAGACUCGUACCAGAUCCGAAAACCUCCACUGGCACCACAGUCAGUGCAUCAACAACCAACAACACAGAUAAGGCCUCCGGUUAUCAUCUACACUGUGUCACCAAAGGUGAUCCAUACAAACCCGAGCGACUUCAUGAACCUAGUGCAAAGCCUCACAGGCUCGACAUCGUCAUCUUCGUCGUUGAUAUCCAAUCACCCGAUACUCAACAAUACAAGCAGCGGUGCAAUAUCGCCGGCAGCCAGGUUCGCUACAAUAGAGAAAACGAAGCCAGCUACAGAAGGGAAAAAACAACAGGUUUAUGAAGAAAACUAUGGGUUUGUGGAAGGCAUAAAGGUGAAUCCAGGAGUUGAAAGAACAAGUUUCCUGCCGGGGAUUUUGUCUCCUGGGCCAACCUCACUGCCUCGAAUAUCACCAAGCUUCUUCUCACCACCGUCCGAUCCAAACUCAAUCGGUUUCUUCCAUGAUUUGAGCCCUGUUCUUCAUGGAAAUAAGAAUUUCAUAGAAGGUAGUUUCAUGCCUAGUCCUUCAAGCUUUAACAUUUCACCUUAUUUCAUACCAUCUCCUACUACACCAUCAAUAGACCAUUUCAACAAUUUCUUCGACCUGUAA
Messenger RNA from Hibiscus syriacus, 770 nucleotides. RefSeq names its product nuclear speckle RNA-binding protein B-like. Bases 78 to 770 code for a protein of 230 amino acids. Gene Ontology annotation, cellular component: nucleus. The record is from RefSeq and is a predicted model, not a curated record. Lineage: Eukaryota; Viridiplantae; Streptophyta; Magnoliopsida; Malvales; Malvaceae. The transcript has a single exon.